Messenger RNA from Monosiga brevicollis MX1, 1333 nucleotides. RefSeq lists its product as uncharacterized. The record is from RefSeq and is a predicted model, not a curated record. The coding region runs from base 15 to 875 and encodes 286 amino acids. NCBI's taxonomy places the organism in Eukaryota, Choanoflagellata, Craspedida, Salpingoecidae. The transcript is spliced from 4 exons.
AGUCUACCGACACAAUGGCAACUUUCUGGCAUGACGCUUCGCUGUUUAGCUCCAGCCGCAUCAAAGAGGAGCUGGACAAGUUCAAUGUCAAGUACAACGCUUCGCACAUGAAGGCGGACCUUGUGGACCUUUACAACACCCAGGUCAAGCCCCUGCAGAACAACCAGGAGGCCCUCAAGGCCGUCCUCGGCAACGGUACGCCAAAGGCGCGCCGCGGACGCCCCACCAAGGCUGCUGCUGCUGCCGCUGCCGCCCCGAAGACCAACUUUGUCUCGGAUAUGAGCAACGCUGAUCUGCGCUCAGCCCUGCUGGCCCUUGGCGAGGAUAUUCCCACCGCAGGCGCUGCUCGCAAGCAUGCCGAGAACCGCUACGUGGCUCUGCUUGAACAGGCCAACCAGCUUGAUGAGUCACAGGAUGCGGCAGCCCCGGCUGCCCUGCCCAAGCGCGCCACUCGCAGCAGCCGCCGCAAUACCACCUCGGCCUUCAAGUCGAAGAACUCGCCCUCGCCAGCUCCCGCUGCGGCCCCCGCUAACGAGGCCCUGUUCUCUGAGGAUGACAUGGACACGGAUGUGUACGAAGUCGAGACGACUGUUGUGACCCGCAAGGUUCAGCGUCGCCGCAAUGCCCAGCAAACAGCCUCAGACGAGGCCAUCGAAUCAGAGGUUGUUGCCGUGCCCGCCACUCCUGUCGAGGCGGAUGAGUCCCACAGCUCUACCACCAUCCUCUCCCAGGCCUUCUGCCUACUCGCCUUCCUGGUCCUCAUUGCCGUCAUCUUUGCGGCCCUGACCGAUGGCUAUGGCGAAAACUUUGUCAAGAGCAUCGACAAUGCCCGCAGCACCAAGUAUCUCAUUGGCUUUCACGAGUCGGAGAACUAAGAUGUCACAUUUAGCCCCUCCAUAAGCCAGUUCUGAUAGCGGAGUGCACAUGAUGCGAGCUCGGGGAAUGAGUGGGCUAUGACGCACCUCGUUGGACGUUAAGCCCGCACAUCCUGUCUUUUUGGUUGUUUUUGUUUUUCUCUCCUCCCCUUUUCUUCUUCUUUUCCUUUUUAUUUUUUGUCUUCUUCUUCUUGGCAAACUGCGGCGUCUUAGUAUGCCAUGUGUCUUGUCAGUGUUUGGGGGUGUGCGGUCUUGCCUUGAAAGCGGCGAAGAGUGAGCCAUAGGUCUCUUUCUGAGAGAGUGCGUUGUGAAUGUGUGUAGAGUGCAAUGUAGUGUAAAAUUCUUUUUGGGUGCCCGUGGCUCCUCGGCUCGCCCGUCAAGUCUAGUCUGCUUUGGUUUGGUGAUGGCUUUUGGGGUUGAUUCCUUAGCGCCAACCAUAGAUGAAAUUGACGUUUACU